Molecule: messenger RNA, 1563 nt
Organism: Arabis nemorensis
Lineage: Eukaryota; Viridiplantae; Streptophyta; Magnoliopsida; Brassicales; Brassicaceae
Source: the annotation of a GenBank genome assembly
AUGGCUUCUCAACCUCCUUUCAAAACAAAUUUCUCUUCGAUUUUCGGAAGUCCCUAUUCGGGAUCAACUAAUGAUAACAAUACGGACACAACAACCGUCCAUACCGGAGGACUAAAGCUUCCGGUGAUCGAUCUUAGUCAUCUAACAAAUGGCGAAGAAAUCGAACGCAAAAGAUGUGUGAAACAAAUGGUGGAGGCAGCGAAAGAGUGGGGAUUUUUUCAAAUUGUAAACCAUGGGAUUCCUAAAGAAGUCUUUGAGAUGAUGUUUCUCGAAGAGAAGAAACUCUUUGACCGUCCUUUUUCUGAGAAAGUCCGAGAAAAUUUCUCGGACUUAUCGAAGAAUUGUUACCGAUGGGGAAACCCUAAUGCCACUUCUCCAGCUCAGUACUCCUUGUUGGAAGCGUUUCACAUCACUCUUGCAGAGAUCUCGUGUUUAUCUGAUAAUCACAACAAUCUAAGAACAACCGUUGAAAUGUAUGUGCAAGAGAUAGCUCGAGUGGCACAAAUGAUAUGCGAGAUACUGGUGAAAAAACUGAAAGUGAACUCGAACUAUUUCGAAAACAUCCGUGAGCUAAAAAACAGUUUUCUAAGGCUUAAUAAGUACCAUCCUUCUGUUCUUGGUUCGGAAGUGUUUGGUUUGGUUCCUCAUACCGAUACAAGUUUUAUCACUAUACUCUUUCAAGAUCGAAUCGGAGGAUUAGAAUUGAAGAAAAAUGGACAAUGGAUUCGCGUAAAACCGUCCUCGGAGGCUCUAACUGUGAACAUCGGCGAUAUGUUUCAGGCACUGAGUAAUGGAUUGUAUCAGAGCGUGAAACAUAGAGUGAUUUCCCCGGUAAACAUCGAGAGAUUGUCGAUAGCUUUUUUCGUAUGUCCUUAUCUAGAAACCGAGCUCGAAUGCUACGGGAAUCCAAAGAAGUAUAGAAGAUUCAGCUUCAGGGAGUACAAAGAGCAGAGUGAACGUGAUGUUAAAGAAACUGUAACUCGGGAACUAAAGCUAAAGAACGAUCUUGCUGAUGCCACGGAGUGUUUCAAUGGCUCAAAGGUUAAGCGUGCUCCUUUCUUGUUUUCAUGGCUUGUGAAUCUUCCCAAUGUGUCUAAGCAUUUUCAAAGAAACAGCACUCUAAAAGUAAAAUCUUCAAAUGUGUUCCUUAUGGAACUUAUACGAAAAUGUCUGCUCUUGGGAGCCUUAGGAUACAGGCCAGCAUUCUUACUCGCGGAGACUGUAGGAGACCAUGUCUUGAGAGAGAAGCUCAAAAAACUUUCCCUCAUACGUAGUAGUAUUUCAUUGGAACAGAGUUGUACUCUUGUAACCACUCCUACGACUCUCCUUGAGCAAGAGAAGAAUCUCGGUACUAGUGUUGGCAAGGCAAUCGACUUUAUCAAAGCUCAAGUCUCAAAGAAGAAAGGUAAUGAGACAGAGAAAACCAAUAUGAGAUGGAGAAAGGCGAAAACGUGGAGCCCCUUUUUUCACAUCGUGCCGGAACGUGUGGGAAGACGCAUAGAAUCUGCAAAAGGCAAACUUAGAGUUGGCCUCAAGCUCUUAGUCGAGGAGGGGAGUAAAUGA